Molecule: messenger RNA, 1683 nt
Organism: Paramuricea clavata
Lineage: Eukaryota; Metazoa; Cnidaria; Anthozoa; Malacalcyonacea; Plexauridae
Source: the annotation of a GenBank genome assembly
AUGGCUUCCGGUGUAAGCUCGAAUGUCGUCCGGUGUAAGCUUGAAUGUCGUCCGGAAGUCUCUGUCUGUGACCAUCGUGUUGGGGUUGUGAUAUUGCCAGAAGGUGCCGUUGAUGUUCAGGAUGCUGUCCAGGGAAAUGUAUGUGUGGAAGGGUCUGAACAUCAUCUUGUGGCUGAGGGGAACUGGUAAGGCGAGGAUGAGGGUAUUGUCUGAAAAAAUGAAACUGGUUCAUUGUUGGUUGAGAAAGGCCGGUUCGGAUAGGUUGAGGUGGAGGUCCUUCACUUCUGCUUUGGCUGUUAACUUGCACUUGCAUUCUGAGGAUGUUGUUGUUGAUCAGCAAGAUUGGGAAAUGGUGGUCGCGAGUGACCUGGAACUGGUCCAUCAGCAUCGCUAAGUGGUUCGUCAUGCUGUUGACAACGUCCCUGAGGAUGAUGGCUCUGGUGAGCUUGAUUGUUUUUUUCUGUGGCUGCCAUGCCCAUGAGGGCACGGCGUGGGGGAGGCCCGAAGGCCCAUACCCCACCACGUUAAUGAGUUCUAUGACCACAGGGAGGAAGCAAAGGGUCAAAACUGCCCCGAACGGCAGGAGUCCCAAAAAAGGGAGACCUGGGACAGGCAAGGCCUGAAGUGCAGGUGAGAUAAGGGAGGGUGGCGGCCGCGUGAGCGGGGGCACCGGGAUCCAAGGCUGGGGUGGGGGUUAUCAGGGGAGGAGGGUGCAGAUGGAGCCGCACCAACCUCCAUGCUAGUUUCCACCGUGGAUGGAAGGCCGACAAGUUCUCGGAUAGAUGGAAGGCUCAGGAAACGGUUGAGUUGACUGAGCAUCCAGUCCCUGGUGGAGGUGCUAGAGCCACCGAGGAUGAGAGUGCGCUCGGAUUGGAGAGCGGGGCACUCAGUGAAGAGGUGAUAAGGCUCCUCAGGACCUACCUUGCACAGACGGCAGGUAGGGUCAUCUGACUCCCCAACCACAUUGGAGUGGCGGAGGAGCCAGCAAUGGCCAGUGAGGAAUUGAACCCACAGACCAAAGUCGACCCUUGAUUUCUGAAGGAGGGCAGCAGACAAUUGUCGGUCUGGUUCAGGGAACCAGUACUUUGUUUGUCUGUAUUCAAUGGACUUGCUCCAGCGAGCAGUCCAUUGUUUCUGAAGCCAUUUCCAAGCAUGGUGACGGUUAGUAGCUGGGUCCAUCCAGGACUCCAGCUCAAGCCGGAAAACCGCAUUUGAGGCAGCAAUUGCGGCAUCCGUAAGAUGAGUAAGUCAUCUUUUGCUGACCGACACCAAAGAACGUGGGCAGUGGGGUUGGCCUGAAGGGAAGAGGCAACAGUGCCAACCAAGCUCACCUUAGUGAUAGUAGCAUCCAAAGGACCUGGAAGUUUAUCCAGAACCAGGCAGAUCUCAGAGUGACCAGCCUGGAGCAGCCUAUUAAUGACGUAAGCCAGGAACAGGAUAGCAGGCUGAGUGGGGUCGUCUCCACCGAAGCCACUCCACGUCUCAGCCGGAGUAGUAAGGAUUUUGCAAGCAAAGGAGGGGCAACCACUCCCCCCUUGAUUGGAGGCCACAAAGUGAACUUGCAGCGAGUCCUUCCAACUGUCAGGGGGUUGCUCAGGGAGCAACUUCUGCCAGUGGUAGGUAUGGCAGCCACGGUCAGGAGGACCGAGUCUGAUUUUGUCGCGAGUAACAAGGUCAUUCCAG